Paramuricea clavata is the source of this 4061-nucleotide messenger RNA. The record is from the annotation of a GenBank genome assembly. Lineage: Eukaryota; Metazoa; Cnidaria; Anthozoa; Malacalcyonacea; Plexauridae.
AUGAAUGCUCAAGCAAAAGGAAAUGGUUUCAAGCUCAUUAGACUUAUAGUAGAGCAAGGAACUGAAGCUUUAAGAAAUGCGCUGGAAGACAUACAUCCUCCUGCCAGGCUACAAGGAGUUCUUAUUGCCAACAAAAAAUCGCUUUUAAAGUUAAAUCCUCGGCUGAUUAAUGACGUCCAGUGGAAUUUACUGUUUCCUCCAUCCGGCAACCCACCUGACUUAAAAUCCUUUGAUGUCACAUUACUUACUGUUCUUUUACGGCACAUUUCAUGUUAUUUACUCCGUCCUGCAACAGAGUGGGAUACGAUGCCUCCGGACACAGAUAGAUCUAUUCAAGCGAAUGUCGUAAGAAUAAAAUUGUUAAAAAAUGAAGUUUAUACCUAUAUUGACUCAACCGAAAUAGAUGAAGCACAAUUUGAGGAUUUAUGGCAACAAAUAUCUCAGGCAUUGGUCGACUUGAAGAUCCCACAAGCAGAUAUCGAUAUUAUGAAAACCUGUAAUGUUAGUUCCCGAGACGAAAACAAUAUCGAGAUACUUAAGAAAUGGUUCUUAAUAGAAAAAAUUCAUAAGGAUAAGCCGGCGAAACAUUCAUCUCGAAUUACCAGGAGAUUAAAGAAAAGAAGAAAAGGUAAAUUCAAGUUAUUUCGUUUACCACUAUCAAGUUGAGAUUGUCUAAUAUUACGUUUCUGUAUUAUUGCAUGGACGACAAACCUUAAUUAGUUCAAAUUUUAUGUUUGCGGUUAGUGUAGUUUUUCAUUUUAAAUAAUAAACAAUUUCUGAAUCAGUUCUCUUUCGUGACUAUUGAGAAUACGUUAUCCUACUUAAUUAAGCUAAAAGAGGAUGUUGCAACGAAUCUUCGGCCGGAUGUCAUGCAUUACCUGCAAGAUCGCAAACCAUACAAUGUUUUAGUUAGGUCAUUCCUGCAAAAAAUUGACGGCAUGUAACUAUAGAUAAUUUUAAAAUUAUUCUUCAUAGAUUUAUUCGCCAUGUAGAAGAAUUUAAAUAGCGACAAAACGAUUUAAUUAUUUCUUUAGCUAUAAAAGUUUCUUUUCAAAACCUGCAAUCUGGCCAUCCUUUUUUCUCGCGGCGAAACGGGCGGAAGGAGAAUUAUUAAGGCCUGCAUAUAAAUGUUUUAAAAGUUCUAAUUGCAGUACAACCAGAUUUCAGUUGUAACACUGAUUGGCCAAAAUCUGAAUGUAAAUAAGCUCGUAACUGAAAUCCUGAGAAGAACUUGAUCCGUGCGCAAUAUAAAACAAAUUUUGACCGCCCCCUAUUUACACAAACUUCCUGAAGCCUUAAUUAUUUCCCCAGAAUUACGACAUCUUUACAGACGGACACAAAAUCGAGAUCUCGGCAAUACAUAACUCGAGAAAAGAAAAAGUAAACGGGAUAAUUUAUGUUAAGAAUAGUGUGCUGCCUUCGGCAGCAAUAUAUUGUUUACGUUUUUGUUUGGAUACUGAAUAAUUAUAGACCACACUCUGUAUGUUAAAAUUGUAACUCUUGUCGAAGUUUGAACAAUGUUAUAUAUUCAACUGCAGUUUCUACUAAUUGACAAUUCCCAUUAUAGACUCAUUAUAAAACUAAGCAAGGAGAUGCCAGCACAGCUAGAAAGAGCAUGCUAAAAUUAGUAAAAUUACAAAGUUUGGUUGCGAAAUGUUAUAAAAUGAGGAAAAUAUAGCCUUGCAAAGUUUGCAAAUGUUGAACACUUUUGUCUUGCGUGCGAAAAUUCCUACCACAUUGCUACUACAUUUGGUCCGAAAAUGGUAGGAAUUUCCGCACGCAAUACAAAAGUGUUCAAAAUUUGUAAACUUCGCAAGGCUAUUUUUUCGCAUUUUACAACAAUUUGCAACCAAAGUUUGCAAGUUUACUCAUUUUAAUUUGCUCUUGGCUGCGGUGAUUUAUUUGCAUCUUCUGCCUAGUUUUUUAACUGUUUAACUUUAUGUUCUGGUUUACAUCGUGCUAUAAUAGUAUGAAGUCUAGAGCUUGGUGCAAUUCAUUUUUGUAUUGUCACUACCGCCAUAGGCUAAGUUUUUCAAAAACUUUUGGGAAGAUUUUUUAGUUCAAAAAAUCUGCCCGCUUUCAAGGGCUGAGGACAGCCAAUAAAAUUGCUUUCGAUAAAGCGAAUAGUGUGGAUAGUGUGGAGGUGAAUAUCCUUGGACUAUUCAUCGACACUGAGGUGAAUGAUUGUUUUAGCAUAUACCAAAACGAAAUAAAAAUGACCAAAAACAACGAAAAUAUUUUUUAACCAAUUUGUAGUUCAAUUCCCGUAAUACUGUCGUUGUAAACAAAACAGAACUUACAAGCUUUUAGUAAUUUUAUUCAUCAGAAAUACUUCACAAAAUACCUGUGCUCCCCGUUAUAUAAACAAACCUUUGUGACUUUCUUCGUGUUUGGCUAAACCACAGCUUCGUUUAGUACAAUCGCAAAAAUUGCUCGUCCGGGAGGUGAACAGUGCAAGGGAAUCCGGAGCUGAGCAACCAAUCGAAUUUUGCGAAAAGCAACUGCAACCUCCCGAGUACAUGCUAAUAAUUGUUAUCCGGACACUAUCACGAAUAGCAAACAUGCAAUUCCCUUUUAUGGCUUCCCAACUUGGCUAGUAUAUUCUUAUGCACGUAUAUAUUAAUUAGGGUGGAGAGAUUGUCAUGCACCUCCCCUGGCAUCUGCUACAGCAAUACAAUGUAAAUAUUCAGUGCAAUUAUGUAGGCCUACUGUUACUAUCAACUAACAUCUUUGUUUUUCAUUUCAUAGGUUCCUGUUCCAGCAGAAAGACGAAUGCGUUUUUUGACGACUUUGUUUGCGAUUAUCUCGCAAAACAUAUCGAAGCUCGACAUUUGGUUACAUUAAAAGAGGAGGGUCUCAUUCUGCGUUUUAAUAAUGUAGAUAACAUUAGCUCUAUUUACUGGGAUUUUAAAAAAAAAGAUAGCAGAAAAUUGAAGUUGCACUUGGAGAAAAAGAAGAAAUGUCUUCAAAAUAUCAUGGCGCAAUUCGAAAAAAAAGGUUUACUGAAGAAAGUCGGUGCUGGGAAAAGGUGUGGCGAAAAAUAUCUCAAAUAUGAAGUAAAAAAUAGUAAAAUAUGGAGUUCACUUUCAAAGAAGUAUUCAGUUCAGAGAAAUUCUCGUAUUAGUGCACCGCCAAGGAAACUUCAUCAGGUAUUUAAAUUUAAAUCUCGUCCGUGCUGUUUAGGUGGGCUAGCUUUUCGCCAGAAUAAUUCUUUUGAAUUUAAAUAAUUAUGAACAAAUUGCAUCAUUCAUCAACAGGAAAACCCGCAUUAUUUUCCUAGUAAAUAUUUAAGAAGUAGAACUAUUAUGAUAAUAUUGCUUUGUUCCUCUGGUAUAUUCCUUCCUACUUUCUGAUACAUUAUAUUUUUGGCUAAAAAGCAGAGAUAAAGCGGGGGGAAACACAGACACGUUGUCCGUUAUAUCCCACUUACCGUAUAUUAUAAUGUACAGAAAUCAUAAACGAAGCAGUCAUAAUUUUCAUAGUAUACACGGAUUUAGUUUGAUGAAUCGCUGUUUGACUUUUCAUUUUAACUAUCGUCUGAUCGUCCUGUUUUAAAGCAUUCCACCCAGGAAAAUUGGGAUUAUGUAAAAAGCUCCUCGAUCUUUUAAAUUUCGGUUCAGUAUAAUAUAGCCUACGAAUUUCUUGCCUCUGAUAUUCCAAGCGUAAGGUUGUUUCAACAUGACGUAUUAGGCUAUUAAUUACGACAACACUGAACGCAUGUUGCGUUGUUCGUAUCAUGGUUCGUAUCAAUAUACUAUCAUUGUUUUUUAGUUUUAAAAAGCGGCAAAAUAUAAACAAAAGAUUAACACUUUAAACUAUAGAACUUUCUAAGAUACUAAUUGGAUAAGGACUGGUAUGCUAUUUUGCAUUUUAUGGGCUUUAUUUUAAUGUAAAAUGCAACACAGUUUCUUUUGAAAUAAUCAUUGAAACUGGCCGAUAAACAUUUACUAAUAAACUAUUACUAACACAAAUGAAUCAAACUUUAACUUUAUAGAAACAUGAGAAUUUUUCCGAGGAAAGCGAUAGUGGGAAAUCGAAUAAACCAACUGAAGACACAGCAG